This is a messenger RNA of Pyrenophora tritici-repentis Pt-1C-BFP, 1579 nucleotides long. Its product is annotated as mitochondrial import protein mmp37. Gene Ontology annotation, molecular function: phosphatidate cytidylyltransferase activity. The record is from RefSeq and is a predicted model, not a curated record. Lineage: Eukaryota; Fungi; Ascomycota; Dothideomycetes; Pleosporales; Pleosporaceae. Gene Ontology annotation, biological process: cardiolipin biosynthetic process; CDP-diacylglycerol biosynthetic process. Gene Ontology annotation, cellular component: mitochondrion.
ACAAGAUGUAUCGACGACAGUCAGCAUUCCGGAUAGCUUGGUGUCGGAGACCUCUUGUACAGUCCAAUCGCCGCUUCAUAUCUUCUGAGAAGACACAACCCAUCGAUUCGCCUCAUGAGUUCCAAUCGCUGCCGCCGGACUGGGAAGAUGAAGCUCCAUCACUCGACGACUUUACGCAAUUGCCCAAAGACUUUGGGAAGAAUCAGCUGAUACAAACGAAUGAAGAGUUCAAACGAGCAUUAAGAGCAAUUCUUCGGAAAUUCCCGCCAGUCACGUACGCCUUCGCCUAUGGCUCUGGUGUCUUCCCUCAAUCGGCUGCGACAGCUUCGCGCACGACGCAAUCACCUCAUCCGAACCCUCCCGAGGCAAUACUGAAAUGGCAAAAGGGCGGGGGCAAGAUGAUUGACUUCAUCCUGACCCCCCGCUUCUCUCAACACUUCCACUCGCUUAAUUUGCGCAAUCACAGAGACCACUAUUCGUUCCUUGGGUCGCUCGGCUCAGGGGUCGUUAGCCAUGUGCAGGAUAAGUAUGGCGCAGGCGCUUACUUCAAUCCGUAUGUCGUAGUGAACGGAACAUUGAUCAAGUAUGCUGUUGUCAACUACGAAACCCUACUACGCGAUCUCACCGAAUGGGAUACCCUAUAUUUCGCCGGCCGCUUGCACAAGCCUGUCAAGAUCCUCCACGAAGAGCCCAACCUCCGCGUCGCGAACCAACGUAAUCUCCUAUCUGCCGUACGAUGCGCGCUCCUAUUACUCCCCGAAACCUUUACCGAGAAGGAACUGUACUCGACAAUUACAGGCUUGAGUUACCAGGGUGAUCCGCGCAUGCAGUAUGGCAGCGAGAAUCCUAGGAAGAUCGAUAACAUCGUUACACAUCAAAUAAAGAACUUUCGAUACCUAUACCACGAUCUCAUAGUGUCCCUACCCAACAUACGAUACGCCGAUGACUCUGCGCUCCAUAGCCCCGGCUGGAUGGAGGAUCAGGGUCUAAAUCAGAAGAUGUCACAAGAUACGGAUCCCGAGCGACGCGCCAACAUGGUCAGGCGAUUGCCCAAGAAGUUCCGCGAGAAAGUGUACUUUCAAUACCGCGGCAAGUUUGGCAUCUCAGGUCGAGACUACCAAGAAAUGCUGGAGGCGAACAAGGACGAGACCGCUAGCGGUAUAAUGAAGAAGCAGAUUACUAGUGACUUCGAUAGGCGGAUAGCAAAGGAAGAUGAUAUCCCGCAAAUGGUCACGAAAGCGAUCAAUCAAACGGUGAAAUGGCCUUCAACUGUACAAACGUUGAAGGGACCUUUCACCGCUGGGUGGACAAAGACGUGGAGGUAUUUGCAGGAGAAGAGGGAAAAGGGGAGGAUGAAGUGAUGCAAUGAAGAACAGGUGGGCAUGGCUAUGACCCACGCCCCUACGUGCAUUUUUCCUUGGUUCCGUCAUCAAAAGCGAAUAGCAAGCGAGUAACCAGCUUCAAGUGAGGCUCAGCGUGCAAUCGCAUAGCCGCCGUCGCUGAGCUCACGGGUCAGGCUUUGGAGAAGCGGAAGUACACUCAUAGACCUUGAUACACGAAUGAAUAAUUCAGAAAUCAU